GGCAGUGUUCUAUAGAAUGUAGAUCAGUGUUUUGGACUACAUUAGGAGCCUGCUGUGGUUUGUUUGUUUUGGUGCUGGGUUGGUCUCAAGGACUCCAAACACCCUUCCUUUGUUUGUAAAUAUUUACCUUCUGCAGUACUGAGCAUGUGCUGUGCACCUAGCAACUACCUGUAACAGGGACAGAGUAAACGCAUGCAGUCGGCAUACAAGGCAAUAUGCAUGAGACGCACAGAUUAGUAGGUAUCUCGUAAUAAAAUAUGAUAAAAGGAUAGGAUUCUGCAAUCAAGUCCAGAAAUGUUGAGAUCAUCAAAAAAGAAAGUGACUUUCAUUGAGCAGACAACUCCCUGCAGGACAAAUAUAGCUUCCAGGCAGCCUCACACCCGUGUCCUUCAAUCCUACUUCUCAGUCAUCGUCAAGCAUCUGUCAGCAUCUCCGCUUUUCUACAGGAGUCUAAAAGAAAAAGGAGUGCUAACCACUGAACAGAUAGGACAGAUUGAGCUAGAAGACUCGCCAGAGCUCAAAAUUGUAAAACUACUUCACAUUGUUAAGAAUGCAGAGCUCCCAGUCUUUGACUCCUUUUGCUUGGUGCUUGGUGAAAUGGGAUUUUGGUACCUAGCUCAAACACUGCAGGCUGCUACCAAAGAGGAAGAUGUGUCGUCUUCACCAGGCAAAGUGAGCGACAGAAUUAAUGUUUUGAAGGAAGUGGGUCUACUUCCUAAGGAUGAUCCAGCUGUGAAAGAAGACAAUGUGAAGCUAAGGAGAAAAGUUCAGUAUCUAAAAUAUGAAUAUACAAAGAGAUUAAAGGACCUUGAGGAAGACCUGGCCUUGGUAAGAGAGGAGCGAGACACAGCGGUGAGACAGAGGCGCAAGACGAGGCAGCAGAACGAGGAGCUGCGAGCUCUCAACACAGAGAUGAGGGCUCUGAUCACAAAACUGCACAGCUCGGACUGGAAGCGCACCACUGUGAAGGAUGUGGGAUACAGCAUGGAUCUUCAUCCCUCACCAAUCGCCCGUUCUCACAGAAAGACGAAUCUCUGAUUUUUAUUUGGUUGACAACGAAAGCAGUUGUUUUUUCACCAACAAUUGCUAGCCACAGUGUCUUCCAGCAAAUGUUUGUUUAUAUUCUUUCCAUCAUCCUGUUUUUCUACAUUGUUUGUUUCACUGUGAAGAGAACACUGAAGACAGCGAUUCAAAUUGCUACUGCUCUGUAACACUUCCUUAUAGUUUUAAAAACAUUAAAUAACA
Messenger RNA from Polyodon spathula (Mississippi paddlefish), 1245 nucleotides. RefSeq lists its product as uncharacterized. The transcript has 5 exons. NCBI's taxonomy places the organism in Eukaryota, Metazoa, Chordata, Actinopteri, Acipenseriformes, Polyodontidae. The record is from RefSeq and is a predicted model, not a curated record. The coding region runs from base 295 to 1038 and encodes 247 amino acids.